AUGGAGGAGCUCACCCUGCCACAACGAAAGAAAGAGUUACAGCUGAGCGGAGAAAUAGCCGCUGCCGAAGCUGAAAGAGACGUGUACGAGCAAGCCGAGGCCCAAGAGCUUAAGCAAUCCGACCCUUCCCUGCUAUUAGACGCUCGUACCGGAAGGUCAAAGAAUCCCUUCGCAACCGAACUCACAGUGGACAACCAACAUCAAAGUAUGGAAAAUACUCCCAAGAUCAAUUCGAGGCAGGACUUCGCCAGCAACUCAACAUCUACUCCACGUGACGAAUCGUUCCGACGAAUUGUUGAAAUACAAGACCAACAAAGUAACGCCCUCCAACAACUUAUUCGCCAACAGCAACAGGGUGUCUUAGCUUUGACUCUGCCCCAACCAAGUAUGCCAGUCUUCAGCGGAAACCCUGUCGACUAUUGCGAUUUCAUCCGCUCCUUCGAGCAUCUGAUCGAGUCGAAAACCACAAGCCCAAGUGCACGACUCUACUACCUUGUUCAACACACCAGCGGUUCUGAACAGGAACUCAUGAAAAGCUGUCUUUCGAUGAAAGAGGACGAAGGAUACGAAGAAGCAAGAAAACUCCUCAAAGAACGUUAUGGAAAGGAGUACCGGGUCGCCGCCGCCCACCUUCAACGGCUGGUCGACGGUCCACCAAUCAAGAGCGAAGAUGCGAACGCCCUUCAGCAAUUCUCGAUACAACUAACCAGUUGCACAAACACGCUGGAGAAGAUUGGAUACCUACAUAAGCUAAAUAACUCGGAAAAUCUGAAAAGGAUAGUCGAACGCCUACCCUACGCGAUGAGAGUCAAAUGGCGAGACACAGUAGAUCGGAUCGUUGAAAUACAACAGCGCGAUGUCACAAUAAAGGACAUUAACAAAUUUGUAACUGCCAAGGCAAGAGCUGCAAAUCAUCCAGUCUUCGGAAAGAUCGCCAUAGAGAAACCCAAGCCGCUCAAGCAGAAUCAGAGGACAUCACAAUAUGGAAAGGCUACAGGUUUCGCAACCCAAUCAACCUCACAAUCACCCAAAUGUCCACAGUGCGGCUCCAACCAUUGGCUGUCUCGCUGUGAUAAGUUUAAAAAACAGUCUCUAGAAGAGAGACAGAAGUUCGUCCGGGAAAAGAAACUUUGUAUUAACUGCUUGUCAACUGGUCACUUCGUCCGCUCGUGCGAGAAAGAAAGUUUUUGUAAAGUUGAUGGAUGUGUCGGCAAGCAUUCAACCUUUCUUCACCCGAAAUUGCAACAACCCCUGAACACCAAGAAAAAUGACUCCAAGCAGAAAGAGAAAAUUCCGGAGGAUCGUCGCUCUGAAGAUAAUCAUUCCGAAACACAAGGUAACAACGCCAACAAUGGUUACGUCAAGUCUAAGCCCGGUGGUAGUUCUCCAAUCACAGGACUCGCAAUCGUACCUAUCGAAGUGAAAGCUAAAGGAAGCUCGAAGACGGUAAAAACUUACGCGUUCCUCGAUUCAGGCUCGAAUACCACCUUCUGCACCGAAAAAUUGCUUGAAGAACUCGAGAUCCACGGUACAAAGACGAAGCUGUCAUUGACGACGAUGCAAGCCGAAAAUGUUCCGGAACAAUGUACAAUGGUUAGCCUGGAGAUCUUGGACCUCGCGGGCAACUCUGAAAUCAACCUCCCAACGGUGUAUUCAAGGCCGAACUUGCCGAUUCCGAAAGACGCCAUUGGAAGGCAAGAAGAUGUAAAUCGCUGGCCCUAUCUAACUGGAAUCAGAAUAAAUUCAAUCGACGCAGACAUUGGACUGCUUAUUGGUAGCGAUGUCCCGGAAGCUCUCCAACCUCGUGAAAUGCGACAAAGUCAGAACGGUGGUCCAUUUGCAACCCGAACGGCCCUUGGAUGGGUCCUGAAUGGUCCAUUAGGCAGAAACGGAACGAAAACUUCGACGGCGAACCUAGCUCAAGCUAAUCUAACCUCGGACGAAAAAUUCGAAAACUACUGCAACUACGAAUUUAAUGAUUACAAAUAUGAUACUAACCCAACAAUGUCUCAGAACGAUCGAAAGGCUCUCGGCAUCAUGGAAGAAUCGGUUAAGAUGGAAAAUGGCCAUUACGAGAUUGCGCUCCCGUGGAAAAAUCCACCAGACCUACCUAACAAUAAAACCUAA
This is a messenger RNA of Dendronephthya gigantea, 2127 nucleotides long. RefSeq lists its product as uncharacterized. The record is from RefSeq and is a predicted model, not a curated record. The coding region runs from base 1 to 2127 and encodes 708 amino acids. Lineage: Eukaryota; Metazoa; Cnidaria; Anthozoa; Malacalcyonacea; Nephtheidae. The transcript has a single exon.